Molecule: messenger RNA, 2961 nt
Organism: Coffea eugenioides
Lineage: Eukaryota; Viridiplantae; Streptophyta; Magnoliopsida; Gentianales; Rubiaceae
Exons: 3
Coding region: 1-2961 (986 amino acids)
Source: RefSeq, a predicted model, not a curated record
AUGGGAGAUUUUAAUGACUUGAGAUCGAAUGAGGAGAAGUGGGGAGGAAGAGAUAGAGCUGAAGGUAGUUUUAGAGAGUUUAACAGGUUUAUUAGAGCUAAUAAUCUGAUUGAUUUAGGAUAUCAAGGUGUGCCGUGGACAUGGAGCAAUAGUUGGGAAGGGGAUGGUGAGGUGAAAGAAAGGUUGGACAGGUGCCUAUGUAGUACAGAAUGGGUGCAACGAUAUGAGAAGGUAAGGUGCAAUCAUGUUGAAACAGAGGCAUCAGAUCAUCUCAUGCUUAUUGUUGACACUAAUCCAGAUACCAAAAGGAAGCAAAUGAGAUUUUAUUUUGAUCAAAGAUGGACCAAAAAUCCAGAAACAAAGGAGGUGAUUCAAGGAGCAUGGAGAAAAGAUCACCUCGGAUCCAAAAUGUUCAAAGUGACUAGGAAAAUAAAGGAAUGUCGCAUUACAAUUCUGGAAUGGAGGAAAAAAGUGCAAGGUAAUUCCAAAGUAAGAAUCAAGGAGUUAAAGGAGAAACUGGUUAAGGUGAGAGAAAGAAAUGAUAGUGGUAAGGGUGGACAAAUUGCUGAGCUAAAAUCCCAGUUGAGUAAAGCAUAUAAGGAGGAAGAGCUAUACUGGAGCCAAAAAUCAAGGCGCAAAUGGCUCAAGGAAGGAGAUAGAAAUACAACUUUUUUCCACUCAACAGUAAUGGCAAAGAGGAGGAGAAACACUAUUAGUAAGCUGCAGAAAAUUGAUGGGACAUGGUGCAAGAAUGAACAAGAGAUAGAGGAGGAACUCAGUGAAUAUUAUAAAGACCUCUUCACCACUACAAGUCCGAACAACUUUGAGGAUAUUCUCGCAGAAAUACCAAGCACUAUUUUUAGUCAAAUGAAUGAGCAGCUGAUAAGGCUAGUGGAGGAAAAUGAUAUUAGGCAAGCUUUGUUCUCCAUGCAUCCAAACAAAGCACCAGGGACUGAUGGUAUGUCUCCUCUCUUUUUUCAACAUUACUGGAAUAUUGUCAAAGUGGAUUUAGUGGCAGCUAUUAGUAGUUUUUUCCAUACGGGGUACAUGCUCAAAGUUGUGAAUGAAACUAUUAUCUCUUUAAUUCCAAAAAUUGAGGCUCCCAAAUCAGUUGCGAAUUAUAGACCAAUCAGUUUGUGCACUGUCAUGUAUAAAAUCAUUUCCAAAAUCAUAGCAAAUAGGCUGAAAAUGGUUUUGCAACACUGCAUUAGUAACUCUCAGUUAGCUUUUAUCCCAGGCAGGCAAAUUCUUAAUAACGUUGUGGUAGCUCAUGAAAUUCUUCACUUUUUGAAAAAUAGGAGGAAGGGAAUGGUAGGAUACAUGGCACUAAAACUUGACAUGUCAAAAGCUUACGAUAGAGUUGAAUGGAAGUUUGUGGGGAGACUAAUGAUGAAAAUGGGUUUCUGUCCAAUCUUUGUCAGAUGGAUCAUGACUUAUGAUUCUUUACUUUGCUACCAAGCAAACAAGCAGGAGGCGGGGAAGGUAAAAAGCAUUCUGGAAAGAUAUGGCAAAGCAUCAGGGCAGGUGGUAAAUUUUGAGAAAUCAGCUAUCUUCUGUGGCAAAAAUACUCCAGACCUGAGGAAGAAAGAAGUGCAAGACGAACCGGAAAAUAUGAAGGAGGCAAGGAAUGGAACAUACUUGGGGCUCCCGAUGGCAAUUGGAAGAUCAAAGACACAAGUUUUUGGAUUUGUGAAGAGCAAAAUCGAAAACAAGCUUCAAGGUUGGAAACAAAAGCUACUGAGUCAAGGAGGCAAGGAAAUAUUCAUCAAAGCAGUAAUUAUGGCGAUGCCAACAUAUGUAAUGGCCUGCUUUAGAGUCCCUCGAGGCUUAUUCACAGCUAAGAUUGCAAGAUUCUGGUGGGGAAAGGGAGAGCAAGAAACUUGUGUACAUUGGGCAAGCUGGAAGAAGCUUUCAGAAGUGAAGGGAAGAGGGGGGAUAGGUUUUAGAGACCUUGAGGAUUUCAACACGGCCUUGCUGGCAAAGCAAAUUUGGAGAUUCCUAACAGCUCCAAAUUUGCUAGUAAGCAAGGUAAUGAAGGCAAAAUACAUGAAAGACCCAAAUUGGAUGGAAAAAAAUCCCCCACAAUCAGCUUCCUGGUGUUGGAAGAGCAUACAUAGUGCAAAAUCACUAUUGUUAGCUGGCUUGUGGAAAAGAAUUGGGGAUGGCAGGUCGGUUAGUAUAUGGAAUGACAGAUGGAUAACUGGAUCUGAAAAAGGCUUGGUGUCUGGCUCAAAGCCUGAGGAUUGCACGUUAGAAUGGACGGGCUAUGCAGUAGCAAGACAGUUUGGUGCAAAUCAAAGUGAACCGAGAGGAAAUGAUGCUGAAACAAGUUGGGAGAUAAGAAAGGACAGUGUGCGGAAAAAGUUAUGGCAUAUGAAGGUGAAGGCAAAGCUCAAACACUUCUUGUGGAAAUGUUUACAGAAUUGUUUACCGGUCAAUGAGGUACUGUCCAAACGACUAAGAAAGGGUGAAGGUAGAUGUGGCUGCUGUGGGAAAGUUGAGGAAACAAUGGAACACUUGUUCUUCUCCUGUGAAAAUGUAGCAAAGGUAUGGAAAAUGGCUCCAGUCAGAUGGGAUGGAUUACAAGACAAGCAACAUAAUCUAUGGCUUUGGUGGGAGCAAGUUACUCAAGCACUAUCGUUGGAACAAGGACAGGAUAGAGUUAACCUUACCAUCAACAUCCUGUGGCAAAUCUGGAAAGCCAGAAAUAAAAAAGUUUUUGAAGAUGCAAAGCAGGAACCUUUCAAAAUUUUACGGAAAGCACAAGCUGAGUGGUUAGAGUUUGAGCAAGAGAGGGAGCCAGAACAGGAGGGGAUUACAGUCCAGACAAGUUCCGAACUCAAUUCAAGAAGGGAGAUGCCAAGGGAGGGAGUGAUAAGGUUGUAUACGGAUGCAGCUAUAUCAGCCAAAAGGAUCAGGACUGGGCAAGGAAUAAUAGCAAGGAAUACUACUGAAAGCUAA